UAGCUCUGUGUCUAUUAAAUUUUUAGGUUAUGUUUGACAUUUAAAAAUCAAAAGCGGCUUCGUCUUGUAUUUGUAUAUGAAUCUAUUAUGACUGUUGGAAAUACAAUUCUCCAACAAUAAUAUUAGAUCAUGUCUCAGAAUAAAAACGAAAUAGAUGAUACUAUUUGCAAAAUGGUAAAUUUUAUGACAGCUUCAGUGAACACCUUGGUCGAUGUUAAUAAAGAACCCGCUAAGAAUGAAUCUAUUAAUGAAGGCAAUGAUAAUAUUUCAUUAAAAAGACCUGCAUCAAAUAUGGCAGUGAAUGAUGAAUCGGCAACCCCAAAGAAAUUCAAGGGAGACUUAAAAAUGGACUUUGAUUACCUUGGAUCUCCACGAGAAAUGAGAAGACUCCGCUCUGAUGUUUUAGAAAGCAGAAAUACAAUCUUGAAUUUGGAAAACAGAAUAAGUCAAAUGCACAAUUUGAGAAAAGAAAUGCAAGUUAUAUUUGACAAUGAGAAUCAAACUUUAAAAAAGCAACAUGAAAUUGAUAGGAAAUCAGUUCUUGAGCUAGAGAAUAAACUCCAACAAAUUCGUAGACGAGAACAAGAAUUAAAACUGGACCUAGUGAAUAUGAAGUCUAAAUAUGACAACUUGAAACUUAAAACAGAUCAAAAGUUGGAAGAAAUGGAGAAAAAACUUUGCAACAUUACUUCUGAAUUCAAAACUCAAGAGGGACAAGAGAAUUCAGAAAUUGCUUCUCUUAAGAGGAAAGUCUUGGAUUUAGAAAAUAAGUUGCAAACUGCAGAGGAACGAGCUGAAGUACAUGUAAAAAUGUGUAAAGAUUUAGAAAAAGGUAUAGUUGAAAAAAAUUCAGCAACAGCAGAACUAGAACUAAAAAAUGCUGAGAUACAAAAACUACAUUUCAAAUUGAAAGAAUUGGAAUAUAUUAAAGAAAACUAUAUAGAGUACCAGGAACAGUCAAAGACACAAGCUAAAAAAUUAUCUCAGUAUAAUGAUAUGGAAAAGGAAAACCAGAAACUCAGAGAGGAAAACCAAAGAAUUAAAGACGAAAUAAGAAACAAAUUGGUUUUAGAAGAGGAAGUUCACGAUUUGAAAAAUAGGCUAAUGAAAUUCAAAGACCAGGAAGCUAAAUUCUCUUCUGUUCAGAUGCAAGUGGUCCAAGCUGAGAUGUAUUUGAACGAAUGGAAAGCUAUUGCAAGAGGCAUUUUGGAAGAAACCCAAGCCAAUGAUACCGCUCUGCCUCAUUUAUUGAGAUCAGCAGUGGAAAGGUUGCAACACCAUGAAUUGGCUCUUACUGACGAAAAAGUUACUCUACAGUCACAGUUGAACACCGCUCUACAUGAAGCAAAAGUAGCUAAAGAAGAACUGGCAAAAAAUCAAAAACUGCUUACCAAACUCAGCAGUACUGAUGAACAAAAGAAGAAUUUGAUUCAUCGAAUGCAGAAGAAAUUGUUGUUAGUCAGCAGAGAAAGAGAUAGCUACAGACUUCAAUUAGAUUCGUAUGAAAGGGAUCUAACAAUGACAGUGAAUACAACAGCUUUAGGUACCCAAGCAGCUUUGCAAGUUCAAGGUUUGAAGGAACGUGUGGAAAACCUUGAGAAAAUCGUCACUGAAUAUAGAGAUUUAGUGGCAAAACUAGAAAAUGACCUGCAGAAUGCAGAGAAUUAUUCAGUUUCUGAUUUACCACCAGUUAAACUAGAACAGAUAUCGAGGUUACAGAGCGACUAUGAGAAAUUAAAACAGGAAAACGAACGUCUGAGAGAAAGAAAGGACCAGUUGGAAAUUCAACUCGAAGAAUAUCUGGUUGGUAAUGACACCCUCAAAGGUGGUAAUGUGUAUCAUCUCCAAAAUAACCCAUUGACCGACUGUCUGAACCAGAGGGAAGUCCUUAUUGACAAAUUAGAAGAGGAGGUUGAUAGACUUAAAAGGAAAAUAAAAAAUAUGGAAGAGGGAAUGGAAAGUAGUAGAUUGGCCGACAUAUCUAUGUCCACAAGAGAGGUGCACCUACUGAAAGAGGAAAUCAAAAAUAAAGAGACGCAACACACCCAAAUGAAAGAAUAUUUCAAGUCGACCAUGCAAGAGUUUAGAGAUGUGGUCUACAUGUUAUUCGGCUAUAAGGUUGACAGAAACUCGAAAGCUUUGUACAGACUAACCAGCAUGUAUGCGGAAAGUGAGGAAGACGUCCUCUGCUUCCAAUUGAAUAAAGACGGGUUGUUGGAGUUGCUAGAAACCGAGUUCAGUUCCAAGUUGGAGAACAUGAUCGAUCUUCAUCUGAGACAGCAGAAUUCCUUCCCUACUUUCGUUAGUACUCUAACUUUGAAUUUAUUCUCAACUAGAACGAUGGUGACCGAACAAAACGGUUGAUCAUUUUUUGUAAUAUUGAGAGAUUUUAUGAUUUAUAUAAUAAUUUUAUGAACGAAUCCGUUGAAUUGGAAUUGCCAUGGUUCCUUUUUUUUUUCAAUCCGUAUGUAGACUAUUAGUGUGAAUUAUAGAAUUACAUUUAAUUCUUGUUAUUAAUUUAACAAAGAAAGAGUGAUUGUUUUAUUGAAUAGUUUUCUUAAUUCUUAUUUUUAGUUAAAAUAUUCCAACAAAUUUUAUUUUGUAAUAUAGCUGUUCAAAUCUUGUGUACGUUCCGUUUUCUAUUUAACUGAAAGAAUACCCUUCCAAUUCCAAAAGUUCGUUCAAUAUUUUGUGAGUAUAUUAUCAUUUGGAAAUUAAAAAACAAUUUAUAAGAUUUUGAUAUCUCAAAAUCUAUUUGUUUAAUUUCACUGAAAUCUUACGUGUUUAUGGAGUUCAUUGUUGAAUUGUUUUGAAAAUAUUCAGCUAUGUAGCUUUCAGACGUAAAUAAUUAAUACAGUUUUUCUCAUCUACAAUCUAGAUACCUCUGAAGACCUGAAUUUCUUUACCUAGCUAUUGAAUAUUCAUUUGUUAUGUUGGUAUCUAUGUUGCAGUGACCAUCUGACAGAUAUGUCAUGUCAUUUGGAAUAUAGGAGUGCUUUUUCCGUUGAAAAAAAAUGUUUAAAAAAUGUACUAGUUUAUAAAAUAGUUCGUUUUAACUCAAAACUUAGACAAUUUUUUUUCACUAACAUAUUUUUCUGUAGUUAAAUUACUUCUCUUCUCGAAGACAUUAGUGUAGUUAAUGUGAAACGCCAUAGUAAUGGAUAAUGUAAGUAGCUCUUGAAAUUUUCCUAACGAGUAAAAUUGAAUUGGUCAUUUUUGUGUUUCAGAUGAACGUGCCAAAAAAUCUUGAGAACCCUUUCAUAAAUUUGAGUUAAGAGGACUGUUUGCAUUCUGAUUUUGUCAAAGAUAAUAAAUAAGACAUCAAUUCAUUUAAACUAAGAUAAAGAAUAUUUUUUUUAUCCUAUUCUGAAACCUUUCCAAAAUAUUCCAGAGAAAAUAUCUUUGUCUAGAUUUAAGAAUUUAAAGCAAUUCAUAUUACUGUUAAUUUUUCAUUGGAAAAGGUAAAAAAAAGCAAUUUAUAUUAUAUAGAUUUAAUGAAAACUCUUAUUUAGAAUUAACACAAAUAGAAGAUAAUACAACUGUAAGCAACAAAACAUUUGUAAAAUAAUAAAACUUCAUUAGAAAAAUA
Messenger RNA from Harmonia axyridis, 3589 nucleotides. It is a transcript of the gene Mad1, whose product is annotated as mitotic spindle assembly checkpoint protein MAD1. The transcript is spliced from 9 exons. The record is from RefSeq and is a predicted model, not a curated record. The coding region runs from base 130 to 2364 and encodes 744 amino acids. Gene Ontology annotation, biological process: attachment of mitotic spindle microtubules to kinetochore; mitotic spindle assembly checkpoint signaling. Gene Ontology annotation, cellular component: mitotic spindle; kinetochore; nuclear envelope. NCBI's taxonomy places the organism in Eukaryota, Metazoa, Arthropoda, Insecta, Coleoptera, Coccinellidae.